Apodemus sylvaticus (European woodmouse) is the source of this 4814-nucleotide messenger RNA. Its product is annotated as 7-alpha-hydroxycholest-4-en-3-one 12-alpha-hydroxylase. Gene Ontology annotation, molecular function: iron ion binding; heme binding; sterol 12-alpha-hydroxylase activity. The transcript has a single exon. NCBI's taxonomy places the organism in Eukaryota, Metazoa, Chordata, Mammalia, Rodentia, Muridae. The record is from RefSeq and is a predicted model, not a curated record. Bases 129 to 1628 code for a protein of 499 amino acids.
GGUUCAGAGCAAGGUCCAAGGACACGGACCUUCGCGUUGCCAACUUGUGAAGGCCACAUAAAGCAUUUCCAGCGCUGGAGACCUGACAAGUGGCGCCUGCACGGAGCUCAGCCCGCUGGAGCCCAGCCAUGACGCUGUGGUGUCCGGUGCUCGGAGCCCUGCUCACGGUCGUGGGAUGCCUGUGCCUGUCCAUGCUGCUCAGGCACCGCAGGCCCUGGGAGCCACCUCUGGACAAGGGUUUUGUGCCCUGGCUGGGUCACGCCAUGGCUUUCCGGAAGAAUAUGUUUGAAUUCUUGAAGGGAAUGCGGGCCAAGCACGGGGAUGUCUUCACGGUGCAGCUAGGAGGCCAGUACUUCACCUUUGUCAUGGACCCCCUGUCCUUUGGCCCCAUCAUUAAGAACACAGAGAAAGUGCUAGACUUCGUGCUGUAUGCACAAGAACUGGUGUUCAAGGUGUUUGGGUACAAGUCCAUAGAUGAGGACCACGGGAUGAUCCACUCGGCUAGUGCCAAGCACCUGAUGGGGCAAGGCUUGGAGACCCUCAACCAGGCCAUGCUGGACAGCCUGUCCUUGGUGAUGCUAGGGCCCAAAGGCCCGAGCCUGGGGGCCAGUUCCUGGUGCGAAGAUGGCCUCUUUCACUUUUGCUACAGCGUCUUGUUUAAGGCUGGCUUCCUGAGCUUAUUUGGCUACACCGAGGACAAGCAGCAGGACCUGGAUGGGGCGGAUGAGCUGUUCGCCAAGUUCCGCCGAUUCGACCUUCUCUUCCCCAGGUUCGUCUACUCCCUGCUGGGGCCCCGGGAGUGGGUAGAAGUGAGCCAGCUGCAGCGGCUCUUCCACCAGAGACUCUCUGUGGAGCAAACCCUGGAGAAAGACGGCAUAAGUAACUGGUUAAGCUACAUGCUUCAGAUACUGAGGGAGCGAGGGACAGCUUCAUCCAUGCAGGACAAAUUUAACUUUAUGAUGCUCUGGGCCUCCCAGGGGAACACGGGACCCACCUGCUUCUGGGCCCUCUUAUUCCUGCUGAAGCACCCGGAUGCCAUGAAGGCUGUGCGUGAGGAAGCCACCAGGGUCAUAGGCGAGGCCAGGCUGUCCCAGAAGUCCUUCACUUUCACUACCAGUGUCCUGAAACACACUCCAGUAUUAGAUAGUGUGAUGGAGGAGACCCUGCGUCUCUGUGCCACCCCCACCCUCCUCAGGGUGGUGCAGGAGGAUUACGUCCUGAAGAUGGCCAGUGGGAAAGAGUACCAGAUCCGUCGUGGAGAUAAGGUGGCCCUCUUCCCCUAUCUCUCAGUACACAUGGACCCCGACAUCCACCCCGAGCCCACAGCCUUCAAGUAUGAUCGGUUCCUCAACCCGGAUAGCACCCGGAAAGUGAACUUCUACAAGUCAGGCAAGAAGAUCCACCACUACAGCAUGCCCUGGGGCUCAGGUGUCUCCAUAUGCCCCGGCAGGUUCUUUGCCCUCAGUGAGAUGAAGACCUUUGUCCUCCUUAUGAUUGUGUACUUCGACUUCGAGCUGGUAGACCCUGACACGCCCAUACCACCUCUCGACCCAAGGCGCUGGGGCUUUGGCACCUCCCAGCCCAGCUACGAGGUACGCUUCCGCUACCGCCUGAAGCCCAUGCAGUGAGCUCAGGUCUGAGCACAUCCUGCAGCCCAGAAAGGCACUGAAUACCCAUCCUCUGGCUCUGAGGCACCCCUUCCUCUCCCUGGCAUCCCUGCUGUCUUGCUUCAUAGACAUCUCCAAGGUGUGUUUGCUCCCAGUAAGAUGCCAUCCCUCCGGUGGUUUCUGCCUGACCCUCCUCUCCGGAGGAACACCUGUGGUCAGUUCAUUUACAGCUGAUUGCCCACCCAGGUUUGACUCAUCCUGGAGGACAGAACCAGCCCCCAUGAGUCAAACGGCAUCUUGGUAAUGCUGCCUCAACCCAUCCUACCUGCCUUACUCAAUGCCCUUACUCCAAAUCCUAUCAGCUCAGACUCCAGAGAUGUUGGUCAAUGGGAUCAAGCUGUGUGUGCAAUUGUCAAUUCCCUAAUAGAUAUGUGCUAAAAGCAAGGGGUUGAGGCUUGGUUUGUGGCAUGUUUCCCUUACCCCUGAGCUUCCAGAGAACUUGAACUUCCUAUCGCCAAACUCUUCAGUGCUUUUGAAAGUGGUGUGGCCACAGGCUAGGGGCUUGGGAGCCAAGCCUGGAGAAUGGUCACAUUUGGUACAGAAGCCACUCAAAGCGCCCCCUCUAUACCUGUGUCUGCUCUGCAUCUUUGUCCUGUGGUUUGCAAGCACGCCACUGUAUUGGUUUUCUCCACCUGCAUGCAUGCCUUCCAUCUCCCUGUGGGAUCUCGCAGCCCCUCCGCUAUGCUCGGUCCAUCUGCCCCACACUCUGUGGAAUGGUUCCCUUUCCUGCUCCCCUGCCUCUCUGCUCAGGACUGCUCUUCACCCACGACCCCGAGUGUACUCCAAACACCUCAUCUCCUCCCUCACAGACAACCGGUCCCAAUUCUGUCCAUUCAAACCCGGUGACGCUUCUGAGAUGUCACUUCCGGUCCACCUCUGCUGCUGUCUCCGCACACCAGGCCCAACACCCUCACCCUUUGUUCACACAGCCAGCGUCCAAGGUUCCUUUCUGGAAAGCUGCCCUGGUACCAGCAGUUGAGAGCUUCUGGUUCUGACUGAGGAGGCACAGGUCCUGAGCUUGCCAGUCCUUCAUAGGCCAGGCACCUGUUCCAUGCCCCCCCAUAUGUGGAAAUGGGGGGGAUACAACAAUGUCAGCUGGGCAAGGCCACAGAGGUCGCCCCCUCCUCUUCCCACUGAAUUGGUCCAUGCACAUGUCCUCCCCUUGCAUCCCUAGCCUUGUAGAAGUGGACAGGCUCUCUUAGCGCUUGUGGCCAGCUAGGGGUGCUCUCAGACCUCAGCCUGGCCUUUUUGGAGAGAGGUGAUUCUUGUUGUAGGGUCACAUAGCUAGUUGUCCCAUCUUGGGCUUCUGCCUAGUAUCAAAGCAGUGCUCAGGACAGAGCAGGCAGGCUGAGAGGACAUAGAGCAGGGCAAGGAAAGACUCUUGGCCCGGGACCCCGAGGUGGUAAGGUCAUCUGCGCCGCCUGGACCCCCUUCUCCAGGAUCCUCUUGGCACGCUUGUCCGCAGCCUGCCCUCACCCAGCCAGGCCCUGCUACCAGCCAGCCACAGCUCUUGCGCCAUCCCUGCUCAUCCUCCCAACCCGGAAAGCAUGUCUAGCUGUGAGGUCACCUGUUCCAUGUACCAGGAUGCUGACAAGGUCAUGGAAGGGCAGGAAAUGAUUUGAGUACUAAGUAAAUUUGCCAAGGCUGGAAAUCAAAUUUCUGUCAUGUCACACACACCCGGAGGAGUGGUAGGCAGAAGCAAACAGACAGGUUAGCGCGCUCUGGCGAGUUUGUUCCUCGGCUCCAGGGGCUCUGGGAGGACGGAUGGAGACAGCCCUGGCAGAGGGGACAGCUGGCCACACUGGCCCAGCCCGGCAGUCCUGGGCCCCUUUCUUCUUGUCUGCUUCUUCAGCUCCUUCCUUCUCAGAAUCUCCACGGAGAGAGCAGCAGAUGGAUUCUCUCCCUGGAGACAGCUCACCAUAGAGUCAGAGCAGAGGAGCCUUUCCAGCUGGAACUGACGGCACACAAUCAGGGAGUCAGCACGCAGGAGUCUGAAGCAGGAGGAUUCCUGUUCAGAGGCAGCCUAGGCUUCAGAGUAAGAGCUUGUCAUCCCCAAAAUCCACAAAGACAAAACAAUAUGAAGUAAAGCAACUCUCCUGCAAUGGUUUUUGGGUACCUGGAAAGGAAAAGACUCAUCCACAUCACCACUGUGAGCACAGAGCUGAGGGACCAGCAGCCCAGCUGCAGGGAGUCGCUCCUGCCCUCUCCUUCAGCCAGUGUAGAGAAGAGAACUGCAGCUCCACAAAGCCUGGUGCCUGCUACCUAAGGCCGGGUGGUGCCACCAGGGAGCCAGGCUUGGUAGGCCUUGUAAAGGCAGAGCAAUGCACAGCCCUGGGUGGAGCGGAGAUGCCCCACCUUGGCUGGCCUGUGAGGACUGGUGAGCUGCUUGCUGCACAAGGCCCCUGUAGUGAUGAGCAGUAGUGUGUGCCUACUGCCUGUUCUCCCUCAGAGCGCUGCUGACUAUGAGUCUGUCUUUCCUGGGAGGUGCAUACCCACACCUACACACAUAGACAUGUAGGAACAGUUAGAAAGCCGGCGGGCACAUACCAGAUGCACAGCUAUAAGUAUUUAUGCAACCCACACAACAUACUGUCAGGAACAGACACAUGUGCAUGCAUGUUCCAGACAGAUACACAUACAUCACCGAGACCCCUGGACUCCUUAGCUUGUCAUAUCGUGUCUCAUCCCAUCUGUGCAUCACAGGCACAAAGUGAGAGACUCAGGAGACAUUGGUCCUGUCGCCACAGCUUGGGCCGUAUCUCAUCCAUCUGCCUGGUAUGUGUGGUUUCAGGAGUUCUAAUGCCCUUCCCCCAUGUUCUGAGACAAGCCACCAACUGCAGAUAAAGAACUGAGGGAGCCUGGGGUCUCUCCUGACAAUGAAGAUCUGAGGCCUUAAACAGAGAAACCUGAAGGCAUUGGAGCUGAGAGAGGUCGGGGGAGGGGAGCAUGCAGAAUGAAAUACACCAACGUUAAGUCAGGCAUAUGGAGGGGCAACUGGACCUGCAUGUGUAUGUGAAUAUAUGUAUGUGUGUGCAUGUAUGUAAAUAAAUAAAUGCAUAUGUGUAAGGGUAUGUGUAGGCACACAGUUACUGAACUCAAAUAAAAGAAAUGGGUGGGACUCUGUCUUCCUGUUCAACUCUCUGUUCA